This is a messenger RNA of Brachypodium distachyon (stiff brome), 1825 nucleotides long. Its product is annotated as nicotinamide adenine dinucleotide transporter 1, chloroplastic. Gene Ontology annotation, biological process: NAD transmembrane transport. The coding region runs from base 333 to 1355 and encodes 340 amino acids. The record is from RefSeq and is a predicted model, not a curated record. The transcript has 9 exons. NCBI's taxonomy places the organism in Eukaryota, Viridiplantae, Streptophyta, Magnoliopsida, Poales, Poaceae. Gene Ontology annotation, molecular function: NAD transmembrane transporter activity.
CGCAGGCGAAGAUGUCGUGAGACGAGACGAAGGGAAGGAAGGGAACGAAGCGAGCGAGCGAGCUCUGUCUUCUGCUGAGGAAGGAAGCGAGCAGCUUACGUAUAGCCCCCUUCCUCCUGCCCGCCCGCCCCCACCACCCCUCCCGCUUCCUCAGAUCCCGAAUCCUAACCCUAGACGCCGCCCCCCGCCUCCGCCCACGGCCACCGGCGACCGCGACUGCCGAUGCGAUCGGCCGCGCCGUCGCGCUUUCUAGCCCGGUGCUUCUGUUGUGGGAGGGGGAAGCCCUAGCCGUGGAACCUCCGCCGCAGGCGCAGAUCGGGGAGGCGCGCGAGAUGACGGUGGACGUCUCGACCUCGCCGGCGACGGCGACCUCGCCGCCGUCCGCGUCCUCUUCGCAUCACCACCACCAUUCCGCCACCUCCCUCCGUGCUCUCUCCAACGCCGUCGCCGGCGCCUCCGCUGGUGUGAUAGCGGCGACUUUCGUGUGCCCACUCGAUGUGAUCAAGACGAGGUUCCAGGUGCACGGCUGGCCCAAGCUAGCCCCUGGAACAAUAGGAGGUAGCGUCAUUAUUGGGAGCUUACAACAGAUUACCAGGCGGGAAGGUUUCCGGGGAUUGUAUCGUGGUCUCUCCCCGACGGUUUUGGCGCUUUUGCCUAAUUGGGCAGUCUACUUUACUGUAUAUGAGCAGCUUAAAAGCUUACUUUCUUCCGACGAAGGAAGCCAUCAACUCUCCGUAGGGGCAAAUGUUAUAGCUGCAUCAUGUGCUGGAGCUGCAACUACAAUUGUAACAAAUCCACUCUGGGUUGUUAAGACAAGGUUUCAGACCCAAGGAAUAAGAUCUGGGGUGAUGAUCCCAUACAAAGGUACAGUUGGUGCAUUGACGAGAAUAGCACGUGAGGAAGGCAUCCGUGGACUAUACAGUGGACUCGUCCCUGCCUUGGCUGGCAUCACUCAUGUUGCCAUUCAGUUCCCUGUAUAUGAGAAGAUGAAAGCUUACCUGGCUGAGCGAGACAAUACUACUGUUGAAGCAUUAAGUUUUGGCGAUGUCGCUGUAGCUUCAUCUCUGGCAAAACUAGCUGCCUCAACCUUGACAUAUCCUCAUGAGGUUGUUCGAUCAAGGUUGCAAGAGCAGGGAGCACACUCUGAAGCAAGAUAUCGAGGGGUAAUAGACUGUGUUAGAAAGGUUUAUCAUGGAGAGGGUAUAGCUGGCUUCUACCGUGGGUGUGCCACAAAUCUGUUGCGGACAACACCUGCUGCAGUUAUAACCUUCACAAGCUUUGAGAUGAUUCACAGAUUCCUUCUCGAUCUAUGCCCUCCAGAAUCUGAACAGCAUCCCCAGCCACUGAAGCAUUGACUGUAUCGUUACUGUGUCCUAUCCAUGCUGUCAUCCGAGAGUAGAAAACUAGAAAUCGAGUACCUAUCCAGCGGCGCCAUUUACCUUGACAGAAGGUUCUCAUAACAGAGAUUUUGGUAAUGCAACAAGUAGCUGUCAUUCAAAGCUCAAAUCAUAGUGUAGGACAUGAAUUAACACUUGUGUAUGUACUAGUUUCGAUAACAUGCAUUGGGAGGUAUAUGAGGUGUGGAUGAACGGUGAUAUUGGUGGGUGUUGCUUGAUGAUGACGAAAGGAAAAAAAUAAUAAUGCCACUUGUAGGUACAUGAAUAAUCUACCUGAGUGUUUUUUUUUUUAUUUUUUUUAUUUUUUUAUUUUUACUUUUGAGAUCUGUGACCCUAUACCUUUAUCUGGGAGGGUGGUACGUCACAAGUUGAGGAUAUACUGUAUCAUGUGCAUAUGCGGAUUUGAUGCAAAUUCCUUUUUCACUAAA